AUGAGCUGCAGAGCUUUGGGUCUGGGACUCCUGGCCCUCAGCCUCGGAGUGACCGCGACUCGAAACGAGCCUGGAGCAUCCUUCCUCGGAGUCCAUGAGGGCCGUGACAAGGAGCGGAUGGCGAUGGUGCCCGGUGCGAUCAGCAGAGCUCUCCAGGGUGCCGCGCGGUCUUCGAAGGUCCAGGUCAAGGCGCUGAGCGACGCGCAGGACGAGGCAGGGCAGGGGAUGACCUAUGAGAACCUGAUUCAGACUCUUCUUGAACCGGGCUAUGAUUUAACAGAGACCAGCAGGAAAGCCAAGCUAGAGUUCGCCGCCGCCAAGAAGAUGGCACUCCUUGAAGAUGCAAAGAGACAGGAGACAGCCUGCGAGGAGGAGGAGACAAGGGGAAAUCACAGUUGUUUGUUGCUGGUACCUGCUGCUGAGAGAAAGAAGCGCGAAGCCCUGGUGAACCUCGAGAAGGCCAAUUCAGAGCAUACGAUGCACUCAGCGGCCCUCGACCAAGCCAGAGACUUGUGGAACAAGUUGAGUUCAGAGCUUGAAGUUCUUCAAAAAGGUGUCAAGGCGCAGGAGACGGCGCUUAUGGAGACACUCUACGCGAUGGAGACGGCGCUGGAUGCUAAGAAGAAGGAAGUGGAAGCGAAGCGAGAACAGCGCGAUGCUGCACAAGCGGACAUGACGCUGAAGGAGGACAAGGUGAAGGCUGCUGGACACCUGAAGAAAGAGAGCGAGGAACAGCAGAUGGCAGCCGAAAAGAGGUCCCAGCAAGCGCAGGAGGCACUGGAGGAGAUCCGGACGAAAGUGAAGGAAGCUGUGGAAGAAGCCUUAAAGGCGCAGCUCGAGCAGGCAGAGGCUGCCGACCAGCUCACAGAAGCUCAGCGGAACCACGAAAGGGGCGCGGAGAGCAUGCGUCUGCUGCGGAAAUUGAAAGCUGCCGUGGAGGACUUCUUCUCGGCGAUCGAUGCUCUGGAUCAAAGCAUGAUGGCUGGAACCGGCAAGGCCCACGAGCGGAUCCUCAUUGAUCCCAAUCUCGAACCGACUCUCAGAAAGUACAAUCUCAUGGUGGCAGCCUUCGGCGAUGUCUUCAGCUUUGAUGAUGCCGUCUUCAAAAAGAUAGAGCCUGCCAUCGAGCAGAUCGUCGACAACACAAAGGCCGACUUGGAGCUGCUUUGCGACCCAACUCGGGAGUUGGGCCAGAGCAUGGCAGAAAGUCCGGAGUUGGAGGAGAAGUGCUGGACGAACCUUUGGCAGAAGGUCGGCAUCAAUGAACUUCCGUUCCCGGGCCAGGAAACCGACCAAGUUUCAGGAAAUCCCAACUUCGAGGCCUCCAUUGAUGCUGAAAUCGUAGAGGACAAUAGGGUUGCCGUCCCAGUCCUGACAAAUGCCGUACAAGUGGCUCCAGAAAAUCCGACUGCUCUGACGACGCCAGGUGUCGAUGUUCUUGAGCGGUUAGCUACACCCGAGGACGAGCAAAGCGGCGCCAUGACCAGCACAAUGUCAUCUACUCAGAACAUGGACGACUUGCUGAGUGAGGAGACCAUCAUAAGUCCAGAGAUGACUUCCACAACAGCUCAAGAUGUUGCGAAUCUGGCUCUUGACUCACUUGGCACAGAAACCUCCACCACAGCCACGGCAGACGACAUUGCCGAGCUCUUGGGCCCAGACUCCAUGGAAUCCUCUAAGGCCAGGAUAGCGAAAGCGAUAGACAGUGCCGAGGCCUUAGGGACAUCAACUACAGAAGACGUUGCACAGCUCUUAAGCAUGGACUCCGCAAGUCCAACAGCAUCCAUGACUGGAGAAACACCAAAGACCGAGAACACCCUCACAGGGGACACCGGGAACUUGCAGGAGAUCAUGCCAACAAGGUCUGUCGAUGACUAG
Symbiodinium natans is the source of this 1878-nucleotide messenger RNA. NCBI's taxonomy places the organism in Eukaryota, Dinophyceae, Suessiales, Symbiodiniaceae. The record is from the annotation of a GenBank genome assembly.